CCCCCCAAAUUCGCCUCGAAGCGUAGUGUGAGAGUGCGAGCGCUCUCACUCUCCUCGACUCGAUCGCUACAAAUAGAUGCAGGGGUUCGCCGAGGAGUCCCUGGUGCGGCGGCGCAUGGCGGAGCUGCGCCUCGCGUGCGAGCGCGAGAUCCGGUCGCAGCGCGACAGGGCGACCCUCGCCGCAGCCUCCCUCGGCCGCUCCCUCCACUCCCUCCGCUCCCUCGCCCACGAAACCCUAGCCGAUCGAGAAAAACUCAGUGAACUGAAAGAUCACCUGAAGGAAUUAGAAGCUGAUCUUGGAGAAUCUCUAGCAGUGAAAACCCGCAAAGAGUCAAAAUAUACAACCACUGGUGAAUCUCUUUCGACCACCAUAGCAAGAACAGAGCAACUCAGGAAGAUCCUUACGGAUCAAAGGGCUAAGAGGGAUGGAUAUGCUGCAUUACUUUCAAAAGAGUUAGUAGCUAUUGAAGCUCUUGAAACAACUAGUGGUCAAGAUGUAGUUGGAAAAGAAAAUAUAGAGGAAGCUAUUUUGUGGUACUACAAGGUUCUUGGUUUCCGCAGUUUAGGAGGAGAAGGAGUCAAAUUCAUUUUCAACAAAAUUGACGCGAGCAAUCUGGAUGAGGAAUAUUCGUUUACAAUAAGGCUUGACAAUGAUAAGUACUAUUUAUUGCAUUGUGAUCCAUACAUGGAAGAGAUCAAUGAAUUGGUCAACGACUUGAAUAGAACUAAUGACUUGUUCAAAUUUGUCAGAAUAAUGAGAGAAAAAUUCCAGACUACGGCACUAAAUGGAACUCAUCCAACAGCAUCAGCGUUUUGUCCAGUCUCUUCUUCAGUCACGAUAUCAUCUCCACCUCCUACCUCGGUGGACACUAGGAGCGAAAAAUCUGUUGACCAAUACCUAGAUAUUCAAGCAAAAGAUAAGUGUGAUCUUCCUAAGAAACUAAGAUCUCAGCACCCUGCAUUAUCUCCACAUGGAGCACCAGUACGUCGGUCCCCGCGUUUGAUGACAAAAAGGUUUCCUUGAGCUUUUAUGAAACAAACUUUCUGAUGUACAUUUCCGCCCUUCAUUCAAACUCUUUGUGGGCCUAUCAUCUGUGAAUAUCAACCAGAAAACAUCUGUCUUGACGAAUGACGACGCAUCGCGGGUUUGCUCUAGCUGCGACACUCUCCCAUGCUCAAUGUAAGUGAUGGUAAUGCAUCUGUAAAGGAACUGGGUGUAGCUGACCCUUUCUGCUUCUGCCUUGAUUACUGAAGUAGAUGACUGGCCAUGUAUCUUUUAUAUCCGGGAAUUCUUCUAGUCGUUGGAUUCAGUUUUUGCCGUAAUGCCAUAAAGCUUUUCAAUCUGCAUUUCACUCCGACCACAAGCUCUUUUGUAUCAAUACCAAAAGCUUUUCUUGUCUUAUGAAUGGUAAAUAUUUGUUGCAUUUUACAUUUGGCAUGUCACCCUUAGAUCUGACUUUGGCUUCUUAGUCUUUUCCAAUUUCUCGCCAUUUGGACUCAAAAAGGUGUACUUGAAAUGCUAUGAACAGUUAAACGUUGCUGUCUAUGCUUCAUGUAGACUCUGCGGCUUGAUUGUUUUUAUAAUAUGUGGACUCUUCUCGAUCGUGGA
This is a messenger RNA of Ananas comosus (pineapple), 1609 nucleotides long. Its product is annotated as kinetochore protein spc25. The transcript is spliced from 8 exons. Bases 77 to 1024 code for a protein of 315 amino acids. NCBI's taxonomy places the organism in Eukaryota, Viridiplantae, Streptophyta, Magnoliopsida, Poales, Bromeliaceae. Gene Ontology annotation, cellular component: Ndc80 complex. Gene Ontology annotation, biological process: chromosome segregation. The record is from RefSeq and is a predicted model, not a curated record.